AUGUCUUCUCAACUUAAUCGAUACUGGAUACCCAAUUUUGAUAUCAACAAGAGAGGAGAAGACGGAUAUCUGAUUAGCACACCAGGAGAGUGCUUAACAGAUGUGAGCACCAUUAUGUACAAAAGACCGUCUGAGAGAACAGAUAGACGAUAUCUGUAUCAAGUCGAAGGAGCUCUGGGAGAAGCAGGCAGCGGCUCGAGCCAAGAAAGAGUCAGACAAGCAACUAAAGCGGCCUCUGCACCAACCAGUCAUAAUUUCAAGAGGCUCAAAGCCCCGUUCCUCAAGGUCCCAUCGGCCGGAUCAUAAGAGUUCUUGAAAUUCGAAUGGCCUAGGCUUGAAAGAGGACGAAAAUGAUCCUAACGAUGCAAGUAUCUUGCGCAUGGAUAUUUCAGCGAGAGCUAAAGAGCGUGGCAUCGUUCUUCUUUCAUAGAACAAAAGGGCUCGAAGUCUGCCACAGGGCAAGGAUACUGAACUGUUGCGGAAGUAAAAAUGCAUAGAGCUUGCAUACAUCUUAUUGUUGCUGUUGAUAUCCUGGUUUCUUAUGUAGCCUUCGCAUCUUUUGGAGGUGUGUUUGUUUGCGUAUAAUAUGCAUAUCCUUCUACAUAUCUGCCAUUGUUCCAGUAUAGGAAAAUUCAUAUGUUGGCACAAUUUUUCUCGAGAUGUAAAUGUCGGGAACAGAUGUCAGUAUCUAGAAGCCAUUCUUGCCAAUUGUGAUUUUUUUGACAAUGCAAACCAAAAGUGCCAUUCCCUCUAUGGAGGCGAUCAAAGGUCCUGUGACUGUUUUCGCCAUGUCUACCGCUCGAAUCAUAAUCGUUAGCUAUACCACUAGUCUUAGUCGUAUUUGAUGCAGCCGACAUUAGGACCCGUUUAAAGCCUCACAAUCCCGGACAUCUAGGUUGAGGUGAGGCUGCAUUUUAAAUGCGAUCGAAUAGCAUGUUAGGCUGAGUUGAUCUGCAGCCAAGAACGAAGCGAGGCAUUACAUGUAGUUGCAGCUCUUUAUCCUUGCACUGAAUUUACCGGACUUUGGCG
Botrytis deweyae is the source of this 1029-nucleotide messenger RNA. RefSeq lists its product as uncharacterized. The transcript is spliced from 3 exons. NCBI's taxonomy places the organism in Eukaryota, Fungi, Ascomycota, Leotiomycetes, Helotiales, Sclerotiniaceae. The record is from RefSeq and is a predicted model, not a curated record. Bases 1 to 306 code for a protein of 101 amino acids.